Messenger RNA from Acanthochromis polyacanthus (spiny chromis), 2079 nucleotides. Its product is annotated as MIEF1 upstream open reading frame protein-like. The record is from RefSeq and is a predicted model, not a curated record. The transcript is spliced from 2 exons. NCBI's taxonomy places the organism in Eukaryota, Metazoa, Chordata, Actinopteri, Pomacentridae. Bases 172 to 384 code for a protein of 70 amino acids.
CGCAACGCAUCCAGCCUGCCGGAAAUUUAUAAGAAGAAGAAGUUUCCGGUCGUCACUGUCGAACCUUAUCCCCGGCGUGAGCACAGAGCUGUCUCUCUGUAAAAAAAAAAAGAUCUGCUCUAAGUUCUGAAACAUUCCAGGGUGUCCUCCACUCUCCAUGUUUGAUCCCUAAUGGGCUGCUGGUCUCGCAGCGCUGUGCUGGAGCUCUAUAGGGCACUGCUCCGUGCAGGACGUCACCUUCAGUACACUGAUCGGGAUUACUAUCGUCAGGCUGUAGCUUGUGAGUUUCGCCACAGCCGUGCCUUGACGGUGCCUAAAGAUAAGGAGGACGCACUGAAAAGGGGUCAGUACUUCCUCAGCAGUAGACUGGGUGGGCUCAUGUAGAAGGAAGGGAUCGCAGGCCAUUUGGAGGUGGUUUACAGGUCCUCUUGAGGUGCAUCUCCCAGGUGGGUCUACAAAUACAAAAUACUGUCAGCAGUAUAAAGUUUUGAACCUGACAUUCUUUGUAGGGUGAGGUGGAAAAUUCAGUUUUGUAUGACAGGCUCUAAAUAAGCUAUAUUGGAUGGUGGUGGUGAUUGAUUUUCCGUCUUUUGCUGUGAUAUACAGUCAUCUCUGACUGAGAGGUUGAAUUGUGUGCAUAGUUGGCCUACUUAAAAUCUGCUUACCAAACAUACAGUGCCUAUAUUUUAUACCACACUUGGAAGUUUUCACUUGUGAUUGUUUUUAACAGUGAAUCAUAGAUGUCAUUAUUUCAUACAAACAGUGAAAUGAUGAUCAUCAGAGUGCAAUAAAUACAGUGCUGUGUAAAAGCAUUUCCUGAUAUAUUCUUUUUUUACACAUUUCUAACACUUAAAUGUUCCAGAUCAUCAAACUAAUAUUCAUGUUUAUUUAAUGAUGAUGACAACUUAUCGAAGAUUUAUUGAAAACUUAUAUCACCCCUGUUAAAAAGAAAUUGCGCCCAACCCCCCACCCUCCACUGCCCUUUUAUGGUCUUGUCACAGCAUCCCAAUUGGAUUCAAGUCUGUAUGUGGACUUGGCCACUCCAAAACAUAAUCUUGUUCUUUUUAAUCCAUUCAGAGGUGGACUUGCUUGUGUGCUUUGGGUCAUUGCUACAGAACCAAUUUGCGCUUGAUCUUUAAGUCGUGAACUGAUGGGCAGAUAUUCCCCAGGAGGAUUCGAGAAUAGAAUUCAUGGCUCCAUCAAUUAUAACAAGUUCAAGUUGUCCAGGUCACGUGGAAGCAAAGCAGCCUCAGAUCAUCACACUAUCACCCCCAUGUUUCACUGUUGGUAUGAUGUUCUUCUGUGGAAUGCAGCAUUUACUUUACACCAGAUGUAACAGACCCCUGUCUUCCAAAAAGUUCUACCUUUGUCUCAUCAGUCCACAGGAUGUUAUUCCAAAAGUCUUGGAGCUCAUCCACAUAUACUUUUUUGCAAAUGCCAGAUGAGCCUUUAUGUUCUUUUUGGUCGGUUGGGUCACACGCCUUGCAACUCUCCCAUGGGUGCCAUUUUUGCCCAGUGUCUUCCUUAUUGUGGAAACAUUUACACUGAUCUUAACUGAGGCCUGUGUGGGCUGCAGUUCUUCUGAUGUUUGCCUGGGAUCUUUGUGACCUCCUAGAUGAGAUGUCAAUGGGCUCUUGGAGAAAUUUUGGUUGGCCUGCACCUGGGAACGUUCACCACUCUUUCAUGUUUUCUCUAUUUGUGCAUAAUGUCUCUCACUGUGGUUAGCUGAUAUCCCAGAGUCGAGCAUGGCAAUGGCUUUUCAUUCUUUUCCAGACAGAUGAAUGCCAAUGACAGUGUUUUGCAUAUGUUCUUGAAUCUGUUUUGAAUGUUGCAUCAUGUGCUACUUUUUGAGACCCUUUAGCUACUUCAGAAUAUCAGACAAGCUUUAUUUACGUGAUGUUUAGAUUCAGUAAGCCUGGCAAUCGUACAUGGUGUGACUGGUGGAAUUGAACCCAGCUGUCAAAUGAAUUUGGUCAUUUGGUAGACUGGUUGCUCAGGUAGCAGUUACUUUUUCACAUAGGGCAAGGUGGGGCUGACAACAUUUUUCCUUCAAUAAAUGAAAUCGUCAUGUAAAAACUG